GAUUGUACAUGUACAUGUACAUCUUGCGUAUUUUUGAUGUUUCUCAGUUAAAAACCACAAUGUUUCAGUACUUAGUCAUCUCUAUCAUUAUCGUAUUCAUUGUAACUUUUGUGUGGUUAUCAUCUUCGAUCAAACCAAAAUUGCUGGACCUAAAGCAAGCUCAUGUUGUGAUUACUGGAGGAUCAAGCGGUAUUGGCAAGGCAGUUGCUGCUGAAGUCCUGAAGCAAGGAGCAAAUGUUACCAUUCUGGCUAGGAAUCAAACCAGGCUACAGAAAGCCAAGGAAGACCUACAGCAGUAUAUUAAGGACAAGGACAAUCAGAAAAUCCUUUGUAUCUCGGUGGACGUCAGCCAUGAAUAUGCAGCAGUCGAAGAUGCCGUCAGAAAGUCUGCAGAGGAGUUAGGACCAUGUGACAUUCUUGUCAACUCAGCUGGCAUGUCGAGAGCCGUCUCCUUUGAAGAUACAAACAUAAACGAUUUCAAGCGGGUAAUGGAUGCUAACUUCUUAGGGUCCGUCUACCCGACCCGUGCAGUACUGCCGUACAUGAAAGAGCGUAGACGUGGUCGAAUCGUCUUCAUCUCCUCACAGGCCGGCCAGCUGGGUGUGUAUGGUUACACGGCGUACGGUAGCAGCAAGUUUGCCGUCAGGGGCCUAGCGGAGACCCUGCAGAUGGAGGUUAAGCCCUACAAUAUCUAUAUCACUAUCAACUUCCCACCAGAUACAGACACACCCAUGCUGGCUGAGGAUAAAAUCAACAUGCCAAAGGAGACCAUCCUUGUGUCAGAGACAUCUGGCCUGCAUCAACCGGAAGAGAUCGCCAAGAUUGUAGUCAAAGAUGCAAAGCAUGGAAGAUUUCAAAGUUACGUUGGGCUGGAUGGGUUUUUCUUAGCAACCGUCACCUGUGGUAUGUCACCAGUGACUUCACUCCUGGAUGCUCUGUUGCAGGUUUCCCUGAUGAGUCUACUGAAGGCUAUUUCAUUUGUCUUCAUAGCCAACUUUAACAGCAUCGUGAUGAAAUGCUACAAGGAGAGGGAGGGCCAAAAACAGAAGUAGUCUUGGCCACCGAAAUAUUCCACUUCGUUACUCGUACUGACCGGGACCUAAUUUGAUGGACCUGGUGAGGGAAAUUUGUCGAGCAGAUUUGUGUGGCUGAGCAACAGUGAACCAAGCACCUGUUCUGUCCUGUAUAUAUUGGAUAUUUUACACGGUAACCUGUUUGUGCUCAGCAGUUUCUGAGCUUGGUAUAUUUCUGGAUAAACCAGCUCCAAGCCUUGUCCCUGCUGGCCACAUGUACGUGCCUUCACUAGCCCCGGGCAUUUAGAAAACAAAAAUUACACUGAUUGGCCUUUUAGACAUGCUUUUCAGAAUGAAUAUGCAUAAAUAUAAAUUACACUGCACACAUAUUUCAGAGCUAGCCCAUAUUAACACUAACUUAAUGUUAACUCUGGAUUGUAAAUUAACUCAUGUGUAUAAAUGUGAAAAAUGCCACAACACACAUUGACUGCAGUUCCGGGGGAUAUUUCAGUCAAACCUACCAGGCAUGAUUGGAACCAACAUGGUGAGCUGAAGAUUUUACCCCUGGGAACGGGGCUAGCAGCUCCAUGUUGUUGAAUUGUGAUCUGUCCUUGAGAGAAACCAAAGAGGAGGAGCCUGUUUGCGAUUGCACUAUUACCAAAGGCCAGCAUUUGAGGGGAUUCGUUUCCUGGAUGUUUGGAUCUGUGCAUCAGCAGUGCCUUUGGCAGUGCCCCGGGCAGGGACUACUGUGUGAGCACGAACUUUGUUGUUACGAGAAUUGAGAUCGCCUAUCUGUCUCCAAAGUGGCACCUUUUGUCUUCCUAAUGAUCAUGUUGGCACUCGUGCAUGGCUCUAACAUCCCAAAAUUAAGACUGUCGUCUUGUGGGGCAUGGCACACGCAUUCAAAAGUGAGUCUUUCCUUGGAACCAAGUCUUUGUAUUUUCAUUUCUGGUGCGUUGUUAACCCCAAUAUCCACCAGUAUGGGACUGUGUGGAUGUAUUUAUGAUCAUCUGCUGGGUUUCCAUGAUCAUUAUAUUGGGUAAGGGAAACCGACCAAUUUCUACACAUUAAUUUCAUAAUGCAUGCUACAAAUAUGUGGCCAGUGAACCCCACUAUUAACCAAGUGCAAAUAAACUUCAAGUAGAACAAAAUUCUGUCGAGACCAGUUCAGUCAAAUCACACAACAGUGAAUUUUAUUCCCAGCACGUUAUUUUACAUAGUAAACAACUUGGAUUGGCUGUGACAACCUAUACAUGUAUGUGGCCGUGUUGAAAGUCUCAGUUGUGGCUGUCAGUA
Molecule: messenger RNA, 2309 nt
Organism: Acanthaster planci (crown-of-thorns starfish)
Lineage: Eukaryota; Metazoa; Echinodermata; Asteroidea; Valvatida; Acanthasteridae
Gene: kdsr
Product: 3-ketodihydrosphingosine reductase
Biological process (GO): sphingolipid biosynthetic process
Cellular component (GO): endoplasmic reticulum membrane
Molecular function (GO): 3-dehydrosphinganine reductase activity
Source: RefSeq, a predicted model, not a curated record